AAUACGAGUGUGAAAAUCUCCAAUUUAAGUUUUUUCAAUAAAAAUAAAAGCGUUGAAUUUCAAGGAUAAAUAGUCCAGCAGCUCCCGCAAUUGUUUCCCCUGUUAUUGCAACUAACUUACAUUUCAAUUUUCUCUCUCCUCUCUGAAUUCUUGGUAGAAGAACCUCCAAAACAAGCCAAAACACAACCCAAAUUAAAUCCUUUAAUUAAAACUUGGAUUUGUAAUACAAGAAUGGCGAUCAAGACGAACGGAUUCGUAGACGGUUCGCUACCGGAAGAACUGAUGCAAAUAUUGGUGACAUUGGCAUCAACAUGGGAAGAUGUUAAUGACCCAAAUUACAUCCAAGUGAAGCGUUUAAGUGGUGCGAUGACUAAUGAAGUGUUUCAAAUAGUUUGGCCUAAUGAUAAAGAUGAUUUUCAUAGAAAAGUUUUGGUGAGAAUAUAUGGUGAAGGUGUUGAAGUCUUCUUCAAUCGAGACGAUGAAAUUCUUACCUUCGAGAACUUGUCACACCACGGUCAGGGCCCUCGCCUUCUAGGCCGAUUCUCCGAUGGCCGUGUUGAAGAGUUCCUCCAUGCCAGGACUUUGACAGCAGAUGAUCUCCGUGACCCUGAAAUAUCAGCACUGAUUGCUGCCAAGAUGAGAGAAUUCCACAGCCUUGAUAUGCCUGGCUCUAAAGCUGUUAUCUUGUGGAACAGGCUAAGGCGUUGGCUGAGGAAGGCAAAGAGUUUAUGCUCACUUGCAGACAUCAAGGAGUAUGGAUUAGAUAAUUUAGAUGAUGAAAUUCAGCUUCUGGAAAAGGAACUCACACACGAACACGAUGAUCAAGAGGUCGGAUUUUGCCACAAUGAUCUGCAGUAUGGCAACAUAAUGAUGGACGAAGAAACUAAAACCGUCACUCUAAUUGACUAUGAGUACUCGAGUUAUAAUCCUGUUGCCUAUGAUCUUGCUAAUCACUUUUCUGAAAUGGCUGCUAAUUAUCAUACUCAACAGCCUCAUAUUUUGGACUACACUAAAUACCCAGAUGAGAAUGAACGUCGAAGAUUCGUCAUUGCAUACUUGACCUCAACAGGUGAUGAGGUUUGUGACAGUGAAGUGGACAACUUGGUUGAAGAUGUUGAAAAAUACUCGCUAGCAAAUCAUCUCUUUUGGGGCUUGUGGGGCAUUAUCUCGGCUCAUGUGAAUAACAUCGACUUUGAUUACAAGGAGUAUGCGAGGCAGAGGUUCCAACAGUACUGGUUAAGGAAGCCUCAACUCCUCGGUCCCUUUGCAGUACGUGAUGAUUGCCAAAAUGGUUUUUGAAACCUCAAACUGGGAUUCACUUAUUAUUCUUGGUGUCUAAAGUUUUGUAAAUUUUGCGCUAUGAAACCGUGCUGUACUGAUCGAUCUUCAAAAUGCAUCCUUUUACUUAGCCUUUUUCUUUAAAUUGCAAACCAACAACUACUUUUUCCUUG
Molecule: messenger RNA, 1451 nt
Organism: Spinacia oleracea (spinach)
Lineage: Eukaryota; Viridiplantae; Streptophyta; Magnoliopsida; Caryophyllales; Amaranthaceae
Product: probable choline kinase 1
Exons: 8
Coding region: 232-1299 (355 amino acids)
Biological process (GO): phosphatidylethanolamine biosynthetic process; phosphatidylcholine biosynthetic process
Cellular component (GO): cytoplasm
Molecular function (GO): choline kinase activity; ethanolamine kinase activity
Source: RefSeq, a predicted model, not a curated record